UCAGUAUCACCUCGGACGCUGUUGAAUUUUCUUCAUUUCAUUGCUCACUCUCUAACAGACAACCAAUAACAAACGAUGGGAUCUCCUCUCCGAUUUCAUUUCAGGCCGGCCAAUAAUAUAAUCGCUCAUUGAUUGAAGAUCACUCAUCGCCAUACCAGUCAUCUCCGAAUUGAAGCUCAGUGGAGAAAUAUAAUGGACGCCAUUAUUUCUUCUUCCUUCAGUUCUUGUUUUCUCACCCACUCAAACAGGAACGGGUAUGGACGAGGAAUUAGGUGCGUAAAACCCAAAUUGAAUUGCAGAGUUUCAUGUGAAAAGAAAAAAAUAGAUUUCAACGACCCGGAAUGGAAGAAGAGGUACCAGGAUGAGUUUGAAGAGAGAUUCAGUUUGCCGCAUUUGAAAGACACGUUUGAUGCAACGCCAAGGCCCACCACAUUCUCCUUAAGCAACAGAGGUGUUCAUCAGAGCCGACAUGGCAUCGAUGUGUUUGAUGAACAGAAGCAUAGUUACGUGGAUGAUGCAGACAGAGCGCUGUUAAAGGUGAUUAAGUAUGCUUCCCCCACUUCUGCUGGGGCUGAAGGGGUUGAUCCUGACUGUAGUUGGUUGGAGCUAUGGGUGCCUCGGGCAGGGCCGCGCAGGCACAUAUACUUUGAACCUGAUGAAGUGAAAGCUGCAAUUGUUUCUUGUGGGGGUCUCUGCCCUGGUCUCAAUGAUGUUAUCAGACAGAUUGUUUUCACUCUUGAGAUCUAUGGAGCCAAGAAAAUUGUCGGGAUACAAUACGGCUACAGAGGGUUUUUCCAAGAUGGUCUUCCUGAAGUACAGCUUUCGCGAAAGGUUGUCCAGAAUAUAAACCUUUCUGGAGGAAGUUUGCUGGGAGUUUCUCGUGGAGGGGCUCAGAUCAAUAGGAUUGUAGACAGUAUACAGGCAAGGGGAAUUAAUAUGGUGUUUGUGCUUGGUGGCGACGGCACUCAUGCAGGAGCAAAUGCCAUGCAUGAAGAAUGUCGUAGGAGGAAGAUGAAGGUGUCUGUUGUGUGUGUACCAAAGACAAUAGACAAUGAUAUACUGCUGAUAGAUAAGACCUUUGGGUUUGAUACUGCUGUUGAAGAGGCUCUCAGAGUUGUUAACUCAGCAUACAUUGAGGCUCACAGUGCAUAUCAUGGCAUUGGAGUGGUCAAGUUGAUGGGAAGAAGCAGUGGAUUCAUAGCAAUGCAUGCAUCUCUAGCAAGUGGACAAAUUGAUGUCUGCCUCAUCCCCGAGGUGCCUUUCAAGCUGGAUGGAGAAAAUGGUGUGCUAAAGCAUUUAGAAUACCUUAUAGAGACCAAAGGAUCAGCUGUGGUAUGUGUAGCCGAAGGAGCUGGACAAGAUUUGAUGGAAAAGUCGAACUUAAAAGAUGCAUCUGGGAAUCCAGUUCUUUCAGAUAUUGGUGUCCAUAUCCAACAACAGAUCAAGAAGCACUUCAAGAAGAUUGAGCAAAUGGUGGAUGUGAAGUACAUUGAUCCUACGUACAUUCUCCGGGGCUGUCGGGCAAGCGCCUCAGAUGCUAUAAUGUGCACUGUUCUAGGACAGAAUGCUGUGCAUGGUGCAUUUGCGGGAUUCAGUGGGAUAACAGUGGGCAUAUGCAACACGCAUUACAUUUACCUGCCAAUUCCAGAAGUGAUUGCUGCCUCGAGACAUGUCGAUCCAAACAGCAGAAUGUGGCACCGCUGUCUGACUUCCACUGGCCAGCCUGAUUUCAGCUAAC
Molecule: messenger RNA, 1738 nt
Organism: Ipomoea triloba (trilobed morning glory)
Lineage: Eukaryota; Viridiplantae; Streptophyta; Magnoliopsida; Solanales; Convolvulaceae
Product: ATP-dependent 6-phosphofructokinase 5, chloroplastic-like
Exons: 11
Coding region: 193-1737 (514 amino acids)
Biological process (GO): fructose 6-phosphate metabolic process; glycolytic process
Cellular component (GO): cytoplasm
Molecular function (GO): ATP binding; 6-phosphofructokinase activity
Source: RefSeq, a predicted model, not a curated record